AGUGUCGUUGUCGUGGUCGUUGUGGCAUAGUGAAAAACUGUCAUGGCGUCUACUUGUGAUAACGCGAUGGAUAACCUUGCCGCUGUCCUUCACGGAAAACUCGACAUUCGCCUGGAAAACAUUGAUGUACCGAAACUACAGGAGAAUGAGGUAUUACUCGCCAUGGGGUCAGUCGGAAUAUGUGGGUCAGAUCUCAAGUACUGGACAGAGGGCAAGUGCGGAAUCUUCACCCUCGGACAGCCGCUGGUGAUGGGACACGAGGGCAGUGGUACCGUCACAAAGGUCGGACCAGGUGUAAAGUCACUAAAAAUAGGUGACCGUGUAGCGGUUGAGCCGGGAGUGCCCUGUCGUAAGUGUGGCCUCUGUAAGACUGGUCGAUAUAAUUUAUGUAAGGAUAUAUUUUUCUGUGCCACACCACCCGACCACGGCAACCUGUGUAUGUUUUAUAAACACCCAGCCGACUUCUGUUUCCGGCUUCCCGACCACGUGAGUCUGGAUGAAGGUGCGCUAUUAGAACCCCUGGCUGUGGCCAUAUAUAGCUGUCGCCGUGGUAACGUGGCACUUGGCACGAAAGUAUUCGUAUGUGGUUCAGGUCCUGUUGGAAUCUUAACAAUGUUGGUAGCCAAGCAAAUGGGGGCAUCAAAAGUCCUCAUAACAGACAUUGAUGACGUCCGUUUGGAAAUGGCCAGACAGAUGGGGGCCGAUCUGACACUGAAGGUGACAUCACGUGACGCCAAAGAUCUGGCAAAUCAGGUGGAGGCAAUGAUGGAAGGUCAACCAGAGGUUUCCAUAGAAUGUAGUGGAGCUGACCUUAGUUAUGCUACAGCCAUACACGCAACCUAUCCUGGGGGAUGUGUGGUGACAGUGGCGCGCCACAGAAACAGUGGUGACAUCCCUCUUAACCACGCGGCCACCAAAGAAGUCGAUAUCAAAGGCAUCUUCAGAUACGCCAACUGUUACCCAGCAGCUCUGGAUUUCGUGACCAACAGUGGAGUUAAUCUAAAGCCGUUGAUAUCCCAUCACUUUCCUAUACAAGAUACCACCACUGCGUUUGAGACAGCCAGAUCUGGGGAUGCCCACGCUCUCAAGGUCAUGAUUCAUUGCAAUAAAUAAAAAUUCUGUUGAA
Pecten maximus is the source of this 1126-nucleotide messenger RNA. Its product is annotated as sorbitol dehydrogenase-like. Bases 43 to 1113 code for a protein of 356 amino acids. The transcript has 9 exons. The record is from RefSeq and is a predicted model, not a curated record. Lineage: Eukaryota; Metazoa; Mollusca; Bivalvia; Pectinida; Pectinidae. Gene Ontology annotation, biological process: D-sorbitol catabolic process. Gene Ontology annotation, molecular function: zinc ion binding; L-iditol 2-dehydrogenase (NAD+) activity.